Messenger RNA from Panicum virgatum (switchgrass), 2988 nucleotides. Its product is annotated as probable CCR4-associated factor 1 homolog 7. The coding region runs from base 142 to 1008 and encodes 288 amino acids. The record is from RefSeq and is a predicted model, not a curated record. Gene Ontology annotation, molecular function: nucleic acid binding; poly(A)-specific ribonuclease activity. Gene Ontology annotation, cellular component: P-body; CCR4-NOT core complex; CCR4-NOT complex. The transcript is spliced from 2 exons. NCBI's taxonomy places the organism in Eukaryota, Viridiplantae, Streptophyta, Magnoliopsida, Poales, Poaceae.
CAUCGUCGCCUCCUGGCUCCCACACCUACCCACGCACCUCUGUCUCCAGAGGCUUCGCACCCCCUUCUCGAGCCUUUCGCCCAACCCAUUCCCCAAUCGGACCAAACCCUAGAAGCCAUAGAAUUCGAUCGGAGAUUUGGCAUGGCAAUGUCAGAUCCCCCAGCCGCCGUGAUCCCCAAGCCCGACGGCGGCGACGACGACGAGUCGGUGGAGAUCCGGGAGGUGUGGGCGGACAACCUCGAGGAGGAGUUCGCCCUGAUUCGUGACAUCGUCGACGAGUUCCCUUUCGUCGCGAUGGACACGGAGUUCCCGGGCAUUGUCUGCCGCCCCGUCGGCGCCUUCCGCUCUCCGGCGGACUACAACUACGCCACCCUCAAGGCCAACGUCGACAUGCUCCACCUCAUCCAGCUCGGCCUCACCUUCUCCGGCCCGCGCGGCGAGCUGCCGGCCCUCGGCGCUGGCCGCCGCCGCUGCGUCUGGCAGUUCAACUUCCGCGAGUUCGACGGCGCGCGCGACAUCUUCGCAUCCGACUCCAUCGAGCUGCUCCGUCGCAGCGGCAUCGACUUCCGCCGAAAUGCCGAGCGCGGCGUCGAUGCGCGCCGGUUCGCGGAGCUCCUCAUGUCCUCCGGCGUCGUGCUCAACGAUUCGGUAUACUGGGUUACCUUCCACGCGGGAUACGACUUUGGGUACCUGCUCAAGAUCCUCACUUGCAACAGUCUCCCAGACACGCAAGCCGGGUUCUUCAAACUCAUGAAGAUAUAUUUCCCAACCGUGUACGACAUCAAGCACCUCAUGAAGUUCUGCAACAGCCUGCACGGCGGGCUGAACAAGCUCGCUGAACUGCUCGACGUGGAGCGUGUGGGGGAGUCCCACCAGGCCGGGUCCGAUAGCCUGGUCACGUCCUGCGCGUUCUGGAAGCUCAGGGAUUCAUUCUUCGCUGGCUCAACAGAGAAAUACGCAGGCGUGCUGUAUGGGCUCAAUGCAGAGAAUGGUGUUAGUGCACAUUGAGGGAUGGUACUCUAUUUGAAUUUUAGCUUUGUGAAUGGAUUGAUUUAGGACAGAAAAGGUGACAAGUGUGCAAGAGGGCUCAAUUAAGACCAAUUCUGUAGGUUAAGUCUGUCUCACUCAGUUCCACCUCAUUUGGAUGUAAUCCCAUGUAGUGUUCUUCAGUUGCUUGUUGAAAUAGUUAUUUCUCUUUCAGCUUUUGCUCUCCAUUUUUCCUUUUUCUCCUAGCAAGAUAGUACUACACUAACUGAAAAAUAGUGAAAGAUCACCUUUGAGACUUAAGCCUCUACUUGCAUUGCCACAAUCGCAUUAGUCCAAUUUUGUUUUCUCAUGGGAAUGGGAAAAUAAUCAAUAUGUUGCUCUAUUCCGUUUGGAUUUACAGUCCAAAGGGCCCAGGCCCAGCCAAUAUACCACCCCUUAUAUGAGAAGUUGGUAGUCUUAAAAAUAAUGAUAGUGUAAUAUUACAUUCUAAGCAUUUAUAAAAAUAUAGUAAACUUGAUGACCCUAUGAAUGCAUCUUGAUUGAAAAUUUCUGGUUUCAGUAAUUCUGUAUGCAAGGUGCCUUCUACUUUCAAACACUGUUUUCACAUAGUUUAGUAUUCCAAUAGCAGCCUGGAAAAAUCACACUUGUACACAUCAUUUUGUCCCAUUGUUUGCUAAGACCUAGUAGAAUCUAUUCAUAAAAUAUGACGCUAGCGCCUAGUGCCGCCAAUUGACUAUUGGACUUUCUGUCUCUGUAAAUGUAUCUUUACAUGAGUACUAUGGGAACUGUAGAGUUUGAAAUGUUUGAACUGUAGAGUUUGAAAUGUUUGAAAUGUUCCCUAUAUAUAUUUCUUAUCUUAGAACUAAUCUUUCAAACUAUGUACAGAAGCCCUUAUCAAAAAAAGAAAAAAAAAGAAAAGGAAAAAAAAGAAACCAUGUGCAGAACAUAAGCAUCAGUAGUUUAUAUUCUUCUUGGCCACGUUUCUCCAUGAUACUCUGGUUCAUGAUAAAAAUGCCCUGAGCUAUAGAUUCUGAUGCAAGUUCACUUGUUCUUCAGAAACUCACUUGGAUUGGGACAGUAGAUAUGUGUACUGCAUUUGAUUCAUUUUUUUUACUAAUGGCUGGAUAAUUAGAUCACUUUAAGGAUAAUUUCAUUGCUGGAUGCAUUCCUGCUACUUUGUUUCUUUUUCAUUUCAUAUUAGACUGUCAAUUGCUUUGGUUUUUACAGGCCCUUCUUGUGGAUUGAUUGUUGAGAUGAAUCCUCAUACCCUCUGAUUUCACCUGGUUUGUUAGCAUGUUUAUUACUUUUAUACAUGUGUUUACUUUUACUCAUUGAAAUAGUUGUUUUCCAAUAGAGGAUCUUAUCAUGUGGAGAAAAUAUUCUUCAUGUUCCAAAAAUGUUGCAGAUUCCAGUACAUCGUUUUCUGGGGAGACAACAGGUUCAGCUUAAACUAGCCUGCAUCCAGGCCGGAGUUGGUGGGCUUUAAGGUAUGCCUAUCAGUGUAGCUGUCUUAUGUAUUUUUCUUGAGCGGGAUGCAUUCCGAGUGUUCAUACUAUUAUGCCCGUCAAGACAAGUUAUGCAAAGAGUUCACUGGUUAGGCAGCUAAACUUCAAUGUGCCAGUCUCCUGCAAUCAGCUCAAAGCUGUCCGCAUUCUCACAUCCAUCGUUGAGCAGAGACUCUUCACCAGCUCACCUCAUCAAAGCAUGGAAUGGAUUCCUCGGUGCAGGACUCACAACUCUCCUCUCGCUCUCACUCUUUGGCAAUUACUCAGCUUGUAGGGCACAGUGUGGUCCCUGAAUUAAUGUAAUGUAAUAUGAAAUUGAUAUUAGCGCCAGAUUCAUAAAACCUAUGUACCUCACACCAGGUUAUGAGGAACUUUGAUUGUGUUGGUGGAAGGUAUCCUUCGUGUUAGAAAUAUAGAGUUGUAUAUGUGUUUGUAUUGUGUUUCUUGUAACUCAAGCAUAUACAGCUUAUAUAAUGAAGGUCACUCCCCCUCCUAG